Molecule: messenger RNA, 2349 nt
Organism: Lingula anatina
Lineage: Eukaryota; Metazoa; Brachiopoda; Lingulata; Lingulida; Lingulidae
Molecular function (GO): phosphoprotein phosphatase activity
Source: RefSeq, a predicted model, not a curated record
UGACUGCACAUAAAACUUCCGGUAAAUGUGAAAGUAGGAAGUGAAAGAUGUACCAGUUCGCUCAUAAUUUCCGUCAAGUUUAUCCGAUUCUAAAUGAUCCCAAGAAGCAUGGCAACCAAACAGAUGGACCAGGUACACUGUAUAGGUCUUCAAGACCAGAUUUCAUGACAGAAUCUGAGGUAGAUAAGAUGAAAGAAAUGGGUAUCCAAAGCAUAGUUGACUUGCGGUCCCGUUCCGAGUACCUGAAGGCGACUGGCGACAAGCACUUAGAUCGCAUCUAUAAACCCUUGAAGGUGCUUCUACCAGGAUUUUUAGGAAAUAAGCCUUCAGACGCCGUUAAAGUGAAGGCAUUUAAAACGACAGCGUGUUCCAGCAACGCGAACACCUCUACUGAACAGAGCAGAAAACACUAUUUUAUCAACUUCUAUAAUUGGAAUUAUAUUUGGACAAUAUUCAACCGAGCGACAUGGUAUAUUAAGUUAUACGGCAUUCUGCUUUUGGUCAUAGACGUGAUAUUCCACACAAACUACAAACACUUCAUCCGUUUAUUUGCCAGAAACGUAUUGAAUGUUGGAGGGCUUUUAGAGCAGUACAUAGACAUGAUUGAAAUGAGCCAACCUAGUAUAUGUGCAGCUCUCAAGCUUCUUGCUACUGAAGGGAACCUCCCAGCUGUCAUUAACUGUGCCCAUGGAAAAGACAGAACAGGCAUUUUAACUGCCCUUGUCUUGUCAUGUGUAGGAGCAUCCAGGGAACACAUUGCUAGGGAUUAUGCUCUCUCUGAGGCAGAGCUAAGGCCAGUGCAUUCUAGAUGCCAUGAUGAAGUAGUAAAGAAAUUUCAUAUGAGUGAACAGUUUCUGAAGUCUGACGUUGAAACCAUGGAAGGAUUACUGGAUUACAUUGAUAGAGAGUAUGGUUCUGUUCAAAGCUACUUGGAAUGCAUUGGAUUUGGACAGGUGGAACAAGAAAAAUUGAAAAAGAAUUUAGAUGGGAUGUAACACUAGCAGUCAGAUGGAGUACCAUAGAAAGGGUAAAAAAUGAGGUCUCAAAUUAUAUCUUUUGUGAUGAAAUAUGAUUCAGUGGAAAAGCAUAAAUCAUGAUGCAUUAAUUAUGAAUCUAAUGAUUUUGAUAUAUGGUUGUUCUCUUUAAUUUACGACAAUUUUGUUGUAAAAAUAAUUUUGUAAGUGACAGAUUCACUAUUGUGACCAAGAGACAGGGUUGUAUUUGAUAUUGGACUUUUUCCAGAGAUAUUUUCCUUAAUGAAUAUUUUGUGAAAUUAGAUGUUAUUAUGACCUAAUUUUGGCUGUGAUUGUUUCCUGUUUUGAUAUUUUUUGUUAAUUCAGUCAUGGAGUAGUUUUGAUGUUAAGAUUAAAGGGCAACUCCAUGGGAUUUUACCCACCAAAAUGGAUUUUUUCAGGGGAAAAAAGCAAAUUUCUCAUACUCACUUAUCAUUUAUCUAUCCUUCUCUACACUUGAAUUUGUUCUUUAAGUAAAUUUAUAAAGGAUGAUUUAGUUUUAAAUGACGGGCCUGUCAUUAUUACCAGCGACCAUCUUCUUAAUGAUGGAUACAUACAUGUAUCAAUAUCAGGUGAGCUCCAGAAAAAAUUAUUUAAGGGGUUAAAUCAUUUUUAAGGUGUAUAUUAGGUUUAAUAAGAAGCUGCGGAUGACAAAAAUAAGCAUUUGGGGGAUUUUCAAAAUGAUAGAGUGUACCUUUAACAAUAUCAGCAUUUGUGAAUGUUCACUUUUAAUGCUGUUUAAGGGUGUUGUUUUUACAUUUGUGUUCCUUCAUACAGCAUUUAGAUAUAACCAUGUUAAUGUCUGAUACUGCAUAGUUUUUCUGAAUUUUCAUUUUAUAAGGUAAAAAUUAAUCAAAAAUUGUCACUGAAUCAUGUAGACAAUGUGUAAGUAUGUUUUUAGUACAUUUAGAUAUAACCAUGUUAAUGUCUUGUACUGUAUAGUUUUUCUUAUCAUUUUUGAACAGAUGAAAAUUAAUCAAAAUGUCAUUAAAAUCAUGUAGACAAUGUGUUAGUACAAUUUUUUUUAAUUUUGUGUAAAUUUGAAUGAGAUAUACCAUAUUUGUAUUUUUAAGAAGUGUACAAAAAUGACCAGGGUCAUAAUAUGUAAUAUGAUAUUUGUGUAAUUUCUUUGUUACUCCAUGGUUUUAAAACUCUCUAUUUAAAAUAUUACAUAUCCAUCAUUCCUUAUUAUCUCUGUGCAAUAAUUGAUAAUGUAAUCAUCUCAGUUUUAUCUGUUUAUCACAGAGAUGUACUAUACCUCAUACAGUGUUUAGUUAAAACUAUCACUUUGAAGGAUUUUUUUUAUUUUAAUUUUUGUUUUUGUUUUAUCAUGUUU